This is a messenger RNA of Plasmodium knowlesi strain H, 4671 nucleotides long. RefSeq names its product conserved Plasmodium protein, unknown function. Lineage: Eukaryota; Apicomplexa; Aconoidasida; Haemosporida; Plasmodiidae. The transcript has a single exon. The record is from RefSeq and is a predicted model, not a curated record. The coding region runs from base 1 to 4671 and encodes 1556 amino acids.
AUGACCGGUCGGUUGAAGAAUAGAAAACACGGAGGGACGAUCAGGACGAUGAAUCAUCACGAAGAGACAAGAAGAACGGGCAGAAAAGGAAUAGGAGAAGAAGAAGUAAGCAUGGAGAACAUUAAAACCUUGUAUCAUAUAUUCUCUAGUGCAGAUAGGAAUUAUAAGGAUGGGGGGAAUAGAGAAAAAUCUGAUAAGGGUAUCCAUGGCUUGAAGGCUUCUUCGCAGAAUGAAGGCGCAAUGAUGGUGUCCCCAAGGAGUAACAAAAAUGAUUCAUCUAAAGAGGAAGUUAAUGGUACAAAGAGAGCAAAUGAAGAAAAAGAAUUUUUAAACCGCUUGGAUUUUUCGAACCCUUUUGGACAGUACAGCUGUUUCCAUCCAACAGAUGUAGAAAAGAGAAAAAAGAAAAAAGACAAUCUCCCAUUCCAGCAGAGUGUUGAAGUCACUCAGGAUUGGGACGCUUUACAACGAGUCGAUAAUCUGCUCUGUGACUCUUCCGAAAAAGAAGAGACAAUUCAGAGAGUUGAAUUUUUUUAUAAUUUCAAAGGGAAGAUGCAAAGAGGGGGUAGUCACUUGAAGUAUCACAACGUCGGUGAGAGGAAGGAUAUAUCUUCCGGUCCAACCGAAGGGAAAAAAUCUGAAGAAUCGCAACGAAGGCAACCUUACAGGGGUGAAACAACCCAUUUGAGAAGGGACGAAAAUCCAAGCCAUAGUAACCAAACUGGAGUAGUAAGAAAAAACGGUUUUGUAAACACAUCAAAUGGUACCUCCAUCUAUGAUGCGCUUAUCUCUAUGUCUAGACAAAUGGAAAAUGAAAGCACCCAUUUUGAUAAAUCAUUUGAUCGGAACAACGACGUACAUAAGCUCCUUGACCUUGAACACAAGCAGAGUAACCACGAGAGGAAAGAACCCCUGGGGGGGGCUAAAAUAACUCCACUAAAUUGGGAUCGAAACUAUAGUGCACUUAAUCAUUUACAGGUCGAUAAGUCUGAGGAGGAGGUAGAAAUAUCAAAGGGAGAAUCAUCCAUGAAAACGGUUCUGCCCCCAAAGAGGGACAUUCUCAAAUGUAACGAAAAGAAUGUGAACGUCGAACGGGAGGAGAACCCAUUUUUAAAAUUAAUUGAAGAGGAAAAUAGCCCAGAUGAGGUCCCUCUUUUUGAGGACCACUCCUACAUGGAAGAUCUCACAUCUGCCAUCUUCAAUUCCCAUGCGAAUACAAAUAAUGAGAAAGACAAGAAGAACCUCCUAGGGGAAAGCAUUCUAAAAAGGAGUGUCCCAAUCCAAAUGGAUGAUUUGCAAACCCGUGAUGUGUCCUCACUUGAGAAUGAAAAUAUCUUUGGUGAGUUGACCAACUGCAAUGCGAUGGAGAGAGGUGGGCAAGUAGAUGUGGAGGCAGUUCGAUUUACCAAAGAAUUGCCCAUUUCGGGGAGAUCUCUCCUCGAGGGAGAGUUCCAAAGUAAUUUGUUCCACGUGGAUGGCGAUCAUUCUUCUGGGAGGAAAACAAAAGGAGGAAGAUUACACAUGAGGGCUGGCACUAAAGAUGAACAGACCUACAUAGACGAUGAAGAUUUUAUAGGAAGAGACAACAAAGUAGACAUUCCUAAUCAGUGGGGUAAUUCCCCUAAGAUGGAUAUUUUUCAAAUGGUCAAUAGGAAAAGAGGAGACAACACCCCAGAUGGAAAUCACAUGAAGGUGAAUUCUUCAAUGGGAAGAAUAAAGUUACAUGAAGAAUUGAUAAACCUGAGUGAUGGUUCUACCUCGGAGAUGGGUUGGACAUGCAAAGAGACACCUUAUCAUGUAGAACCCAAUGUGGGUUGGCUCUCCAUGGAGAAAGAAUAUCCCGUCAAUCCAUUCAAUAUGAUUGGAGAAGAAAAGAGGGAGGGUUCUAAGAAACUUCCUUUGGAAAAAUACGACUUUUUUCAUUUCGAACCGGAUAUGGAGGUAGUAGAUGCACCACAAAGGGGAAGCCUCGACAGUGUUGAAGAUAUUUCUAAUCGAAUGACAAGGCAUGAAGAUGAAACGACAAAAGGAGUAUCUCAUGUGGGAUUAUUCACAGAUAUGCCACAUGAAAGGAAUAUCAAAAUCAAGGAAAAAAAAAAGAAGGAGAAAGAGGAAGACGCACUAGCCUAUGACGACCAGUACAUAACUGAGCAGAGGAUGAUGGAAGAGGAUGGACCGAUGGAAGACGAAUGUAGCUCGUUCUUAGAUAUUAUUGAUGAGAUUGUUAACAUUAGCAAAGAUAUAAUAGGAACGAAUCAGAACGAGGAUGGCGUUGUGGAAAUUCUACAGAAAAAUUCAAACGAGUGUAUAGACAGCUCACAAAUUGGGGAAUACCAUCCAGAAGGGAACCUUGCUGGUGAUCUCCAUAUGGGGUUCCAUCUCGAUGUAGAUGUCGGAUCAGUGGUAGAACCAUAUCACGAGUCAACCUACGCAGGUGUUUAUAAGGACUCACCUGAGCAUAAAAUUGUCGACGAUGUGUAUUUCCACUUUGAUCAAUUGAGCGAGUCGUGCAAGAAGAGGGAGGAAGACUGUGACGAGGUGAUAAAGGCAAAGGAAGGAAAAAACUCCAUCGAUGGGAUAGUUCAGGAGAAUCUGUACAGUGUUGAUGUGAAUGUUUUACAGGUGGAAGACAUACAUUGGAUAAACAGGUCGGAUGAAAGAGAAGGUGACACCAGUGGGAUCUACGAAGAGAAACCACAAGAGAGCCUCACUUGUGAGGCAACCGCAGAAGGAGCAGACCUCCCUACUAUACAGCUGUGCGAGGAACUAUACCGUGUGUUGAUCUGUAGAAACUAUUUGGAGGCACUCCCUGUGUUGCUUACACAGGAGGGAGGAAAGCGAGCCGAUUGGAACCCCAUAAACGGAACAUUCCAUUGUGAUGGAGGUAAUUAUCCAAGUGACAGGUUAUUCCGCGGUAACAUAAAUCUGAUAACCUUCCAGAACUACCUGCGCAGAGCCAAAAAAAUGAACAAACGAGGUUUCAACGAAAUGUACGACUACACAGAUUACGUCUACACACACAUCAGAAGAAUCUUGCGCAUGGAUAUAACGCGCUUUUUUUUCAUAAGCAAUUAUUUGGAGAAUAUGAACAGAUACAUAAUUAAAAAAAACAGACUCAUCAAUGACCUAACGAAUGCCCAGAACUUCGUGAACGAUUUUUUACAGAAGAAGGAAAACGUUAUUACACAGAAGCGCUUUUGUAAUGACAUAACCUACCCGAUGUACUUUUUAAUUUUCACCAAUCUGUUAGUAACCCUGUGGCAUACAUCCCUGUGUCAUUUGGAUGAAGCCAACUGGAGCCGACUGAUCCACCUCCUAAUCAGGUGUCUCCGCAAGAAGAGAACUAUUCACAUAUUAAGAAGGAGCUACUCCCAUCUGUCUCGCAUUUAUCGGUACCUUACCAAACAUGCACUUGAUGAGAAGGGAAAGAAAAAAAUAAUUCGGAUUGUUAAAAGGAGCAAAAGUUUCAAGGAGGCUCAGAAGAACGUACAUACUAUCAACACCUUCUGUUUUUAUGUUCUAAUUAUUUUCCUCCCCCUGUCGGUACCUCCAUUUGGCAAGGAUCUGAACACGCGUGACUACUUCCUGCACUGCUUUUUGAGAAGCAUGAACAAGGUCGUUUUGAGAUACGCCAAGGAUCACACGAACGACGGAUUGACCGUUUCCCCCAGGGGGAAGGAGCGCGGCGAAGCUGAACACAACCAUUCAGAUGGACCACACCAUUCAAGGGGGUCACAUCGUACAAAGGAGAACCCUCCACACACUCAUGCCCUCCCCUCGCAAAGCCGCACAAGCGAAAACAUGCGCAAUGUAGUGCGGAAGGCUGUGAAAAGCUCGCAGAAGAACAUCUGCCUCUUGAAGAUGCAGAGCCUUGCGCAGGUGUUCCGGUUCUCUUUCGAAGAUGCCCCUCUGGGGGGUAGACCGAAAAGGGGAAGUACCAGGAGCAAUCCAAACAGGAAUCCAAAGCGCCAACCAAAGAACCUCUCAGACACCAUGCGGGACAUACACAUAAGCGCGAGAAUCGAGCAGAUCGAGAAGGAAUUGAUUGCCUACCUCAGUGCAAAUGCCCAUUUCUACGACACCUUUUUUAACAUCAUAGCUCCUAUGUUGAAUGACCUAACAAUUCUUUUAGACAACCUCGAGGCUAUCUUUGCUCUGUACGUAAAGCACAAAGUGUGGAAGAGCAAGAAGUUGCUUUUUUUUCGUAACCCCUGGUUGUGUGGUUACGACGUUUUCCUGUCCUUCAAUCAUUUAGGAGGAUCAGCUCCCAAUCAAGAACAGAAGAAUGGAAUAGCCACAGUCACUAAUCGUCUGGCGGAUAGCUUAUCCGAUGAUUCAUCUGACAACCUACCAUCAGACUUAGCAACCUACAUGGCGCAACAGGACAAUGAGCUCGUGCAGGACGACCUGGUCACACUCUACGAUGUUAGGAGGCUUAAGAAAAUGCUUCUCCUGGGGGGUAGGAAAAAGGGUAAAUCCCGCAGAAAUACAGAUGGAAGUAACAGAAGAAGAUACUACAAACAGAAGAACCUCGCAGAUGGGGACCGACCAAAUAAAGCCAAGUUAAAGAUGUACUAUUCUUACAUUUUAAAGUUAUGCCAAGAUGAGCGGUAUAAAGAAAUAAACACGAGGGCUUUGAAGUGUCUAUUCUACAGUUUUUAUUUUAGUUGA